Messenger RNA from Pygoscelis adeliae (Adelie penguin), 2849 nucleotides. It is a transcript of the gene GPR156, whose product is annotated as G protein-coupled receptor 156. Gene Ontology annotation, biological process: G protein-coupled receptor signaling pathway; gamma-aminobutyric acid signaling pathway. Gene Ontology annotation, molecular function: G protein-coupled GABA receptor activity. The record is from RefSeq and is a predicted model, not a curated record. The transcript has 12 exons. Bases 253 to 1878 code for a protein of 541 amino acids. Gene Ontology annotation, cellular component: membrane; G protein-coupled receptor heterodimeric complex. Lineage: Eukaryota; Metazoa; Chordata; Aves; Sphenisciformes; Spheniscidae.
AGGACACGACGAGCUGAUCUUGUGCUGGGGCAGUCCUGGCGCAGGCAGGACGGCGUCCAGACCCACGGGUAGCGUAGCAGGGCUCGGGAUGCCACCGUGCUCUGCGAGGACCCAUGCCCUGUGCUGACUCAUCUCACCGCAGAGGACACCCCGAGGGACGCUGGGAGGUGGGCGCUCCCCAUCCUGGCUCUGGAUGUGCACCACAUCACUUUGGGGGCAAAGGUACGGCUGGAUGACGGCUGAGGAUGUGCUAUGGAGCUGGGGUUCAACUGCUCUGAGCUCUGUGAUGGCAGCUCCAGUUUUGGCAGCCAAGAGCAGCAGCAGCGGGCGCUGCAGGAGCUCUGCACUGUCACAGUGACAUCUUCUGACCGCAGUGGGAAGAGCUCCCCGUCCUCUGCUGCUCUCCUGGGAGUUGUGUGGACAUUCCUGACCGGAGGAGUCUUGCUAGCGCUCUUCUUUCUUGUCUUCACAAUUCGCUUCAGGAAAAACAGGAUCGUGAAGAUGUCCAGCCCCAAUCUGAACAUUGUGACCCUGCUGGGCAGUGGCUUGACUUACGCUAGUGCUUACCUCUUUGGGAUUCAGGAGCAGAGCCUACCGUCCGGUGACUCGGUGGAAAAGCUUAUUCAGGUCCGUCUCUGCCUGCUGUGCGUGGGGACCUCCCUGGUGUUUGGCCCCGUCCUGGGGAAAAGCUGGCGGCUCUACAAGGUGUUCACCCAGCGGGUGCCGGACAAGCGGGUGAUUAUCAAAGACCUCCAGUUGCUGGCAAUGGUGGCAGCAUUGGUGCUGGCGGACGCCGUGUUGCUCUUGACGUGGGUAUUCUCUGAUCCGGUCCAGUGUUUCCGAAGCCUCAGCGUCUCACUGCGGGUGACAGAGAAAGGCAUGGCCUGCUCAGUGAGCCAGGUGCAGUCCUGUGCAUCUCUUUAUUCCGAUCUUUGGCUCAUUCUCAUUUUAGGGUUUAAGAGUAUCCUCCUGCUGUAUGGGACCUACUUGGCCGGUCUGACCGACAACAUCAGCUCCCCGCCAGUCAACCAGUCCUUGACACUCAUCGUCGGGGUCAACCUCGUUUUCCUGGCUGCCGGCACUGUCUGCUUAGUUCACCGUUUCUUCCGCGCUUGGCACAACUUGCUGUUUGGUUUUACUUCUGGAGGCAUCUUCAUGUGUACAACCACAAUCAACUGCUUCAUCUUUGUCCCACAGCUCAAGCAGUGGAAAGCCUUUGAAGAAGAAAGCCAAACCGUGAGCCACAUGGCAAAAUAUUUCACCAGUCCAAGCAGGAGCUGCCGCUCGGUGUACAGCGAGGAGCAGCUCUACCAGCUGAUAGGGGAGAAAAACUCCAUGAAGCGGCUGCUCACUGAGAAAAAUGCUGUGAUCGAAAGCCUGCAGGAGCAAGUGAGCAGCGCCAAGGAGAAGCUGAUGAGGCUGAUGUCUGCGGAGAGUGGCUGCAACCCCCAUGCACCAUCAGCGGCUCCCUGCACCCAGAGUGCAGGGCAGCAUGGGGAUGCGCUGGGGGACCGCUGCCCCCUGGAUCUGGAGCGGGAUGGGCGGCAGCCUCCCUGCUUGCUGGGUAUGCCACCUCUUUCCAGUGGUGCUCAGGACCAGAAACAUGUGAGCCACAAGGGACCCGCCGAGCCCUCCCUGCACUCGUUGUACUAUUACCCGGACUCCGACUCCAGCAGCAGCAGCUCCGAGGAGAUGUUUCACGGCUGCAACCGGCCCUGCUGCGAGGUCUGCUUCCAGAGCCCGCGCGGCUCCCUGGGCAGCAGUAGCACAGACACGGACACAGAGCCCAGUGGGCAUGCGGGCCACCGGACAGAGCACCACAGUGGCCUCCAGCCUGUGGUGAAUUUUAAAGAAGAUCUGAAGCCCACAUUUGUGUGACUGGGAGCACCCCUGCACCAAAGGCAAAUGCCCUCCUGCCCCUGAAAUGCUGCGUGUUUUCAGCGAUGUUAAAGCCAUGCAUCCCUCCGAGGGAUGCGUCUUGCUCCGGCAUCUGGGGGUCGGGAAUAAGCCUUGCCCUGCUUUGGGUUGCUGUUUCAGCCCCAGCCUGGUCAGCGGUGACUGCAGACCAUGUUUGGCUGAGAGGUGGUUGGCAGCACUCGGGGAGGUGGCAGUGGUUUUGUCCCGGCUGCUCUGGGCAGCUGCCUGCACCCCACAGAUACCUGGCACGUCUGUCCAUCCCAGUGACAGCAGGGGAAAGACUGGGGCUGGGUGGCCUGCGAGAGCCCAAACUUCAUCAUCUCAGAGGGCUUUCCCUGUGAGUGCUGGGUGAUUCGCACCGGCGGGGAGCAGCACCGCAUCUGGGAAACGUGUGGCUUGUUGCACAGAGCAGAUAUACAUACAUACACGGGACUCCUUCCCUGAGGCUGCCGAUGCCGACCCUCCCACCAGUAUCACACCCAGCUGGAGAUGGGAGACAGCCGGACACCAGGAGCGCUUGCAGGCUCCCGCUCGCCUGGGGCACGCUGCUCCCUCAGCAAAGCAAGGACCUUAGAGCCGGGUGCGUGCAGGAGACUUUCAGGGCGUUUUGGGGUUUUUUUUGUAGUGUCUGAGUGAGAAAAUGGAGUCCAAAGGUGACAUCCCUGGAGGCGUCUUUGCGUUUUGUGUAGUUCAGUUGCGUGGUCAUAGGUGCGACUCAGGUCAGAGCCGAAGGGAAAGAAAAGCUAAGCAAUUGUAAAAGAGGAUCUGAAAGGGUUUUUCUUUUCUUUUUUUGCCUUGUUUUUCUGGGGCUUGUGCCCUUCUGUAUGCCUUUGUAUGGAUGAUGUAGUCUGGAAUGAGGUUUGUUUAAAUUAAUAUGGUCUGUUUAAUUUUUAUCUUAGAAAUACCAAGAACAGUAAAUGCGGUGUGCCCAC